Molecule: messenger RNA, 950 nt
Organism: Musca vetustissima
Lineage: Eukaryota; Metazoa; Arthropoda; Insecta; Diptera; Muscidae
Product: furin-like protease 2
Exons: 4
Source: RefSeq, a predicted model, not a curated record
GCGCUGGACCAUUAGCCUGUACCUCAUGCCCGGCCCACUUUAUGUUGGACGGUGGCCUUUGUAUGGAAUGUUUGGGUUCCCAGUACUAUGAUUCACCAACACAAACAUGUAAAACGUGUCAUGAAUCGUGUCGGUCAUGCACAGGUCCCGGUCAAUAUUCGUGUCAGACAUGUGCCUUCCCAUUACAUUUGGAUCGUUUGAACAAUCAGUGUGUACCGUGUUGUGCCAACGAUGCAUCGCCGGAAGAUCAGUCCUGCUGUCAUUGUGACAAAGAUACAGGUGGUUGCAUCAAUGCCUCACCCGCUGGCAAACGUCGCAUUGCCGCUGCUGCUGAACAACAACAAUUUGGUAGUUCUUACGGUAACAGUGGUGGUCUCUACGGUAACCUGUUAGAUGAUUCGGAUGGAACAACAGGUGUUAGUGGUUUAUUCUCACGUGUCGGUUCACCUUUAACAACUAUCACAGCAAUUGCGGUUGCUGCCUGUCUUCUCAUUGUUACUGUAUUUGCUGUCAUUUUUGCCGUCUUACAGGUUAGUAUUAACAAUCAGGCAGCACGUAAAGCUAUACGCUACAAUAAAGUACCCACCAAUAAUCGACGAAGAAAUCGCAUUACUUCCUCCAGUACUCUGCUGAAAGUAGAUGCUGAAGCCAAUAUCGAUGAUGAGGAUAUAGAAGAUGAUGAAGAAGAGGAGGCGACUGUUGAAUACUAUGACGAAGAAGAAGAUGAAGAAGAAAUUUAUGAAAGAGAUUUGCAGCAGUGUCCAACUCAAACGCCAACUCUUGCUGAAGAUGAUGAUGUCAAUGAUCGACAAACUAAAUUAUCGCAUUCGGGGGCGACAGAAGAACAAGAACUGCAUACAUUUGUGAGAGUGCCCCUGAAGAAGACACCAGCAGGUGCAGCCGCACGACACAUGCCAGCCAGUUCGGAAGAUAAAACGCAAAGGACAUAG